CUCUUAAAAAUGGCGUCUUGUGAAGCAAAUGAGCGAAAAUAGUGAGAGAGCGGAGGCAGCGAGCGGCGGAGCAGCUGGAUCCGACUGGAUGCGGCUUCGCUCGGGGAAGCUGCUGCUGAAGAACGCGGAGCAUCUGUUCCACGGCCCAUCCGCUUCACACAGGAGACAAUAGACAGUGAAAUAUAUGGAGAGGAGAGGAGGGAGGAGGUGCUCCUGGCUGCUGUGACCCCCCCCCCCUCCCCGCUCCUUCUCCUCCCUCCAUUCCUCCCAGUCUACAGGCUCGUCAAGCGGAGAAAUAAACAGAAGCGAGCUCAGAGAACAGAAGACAUUCCUCCCUCCCCUCCCCCUCACUAUCUGUUCAUCUUCAUCCAGCCCUUUCUUUCAUGGAGAGGAAUUAUCCCGCUGCAGGCUUCGGAGAUCUGGGGGCUGGGACGGGAUGGAGUUACGACAGAUCGGCCAAAGCAAGCCUCGUGUAUGGAAGCUCCAGGUCAUCCCACCCAGACUCAGAGCUGCUCCACCGGCAAGCCUACGGCACGCCCCACCCCCUCCAGGGCUAUGCAACCAAUCACCACCCAGGAAGCUCCAGACAGGGCGGGGCCUGGGGCACCGCUGGACGCACACUAGGUCUGUCGGGACUGUUUGAUGCCAGCCUCCACCAUGCUGGCCCCUCAGGUCCCGACCCCUCCGUCAUGAAUCUGAUCUCAGCUCUGGAGUCCCGAGGUCCACAGCCCCCGCCCUCGGCUUCCUCCCUCCUAUCCCAGUUUCGCACUCCCUCUUGGCAGACUGCGAUGCACACACCGGCCCCCCCGGAGCUCUUUAUUUCAGGGGCACUUCCGGGGUCCAGCUCCUUUCCCUCCUCCUCAGCCCUGUCUGCGUACCAGCAUCCUGGCUCCUUCUCUGGCCGAUCGUUCACUCCCUCACUGUCCCUGCAGGACACGCCUACGUUUAGCCCAACGUCCAAUGGUUUGCUCUCCCCCCAUGAUCCCCUGCUGCACAUCAAAACCCCCUCCCAAUCCAGUUUGGGCUUUGAUCGCUUACUGUCUUCCCAGAGUGCCACCUACCGGGGCUCCCAGGAGCCCCCUGCCCCUCCUCAGACCCAAGUCCCUUCCACCUCUUCCAGUUGCCACCUGCCCCCUCCCCAGUUCAACCUGCUAUCCUCCCAGCUCCACAACCAGUCCUCCCAGCUCUAUAACGCGUCCAUGUUCUCCCCCACAUCAUCCCUGCCGCCUGCAGCCCCCCCCCAGCCCCCACCUCCUCCAGAGAGGGCGGUGUCCCGGCAGGACAGUGUGAUCAAGCAUUACCAACGUUCGUCCCCAGCCCAGUCGACAACACUCCCCCUGCAACAGUAUGUCAGCUGUGGUGGGUCAUCGGGCUACCAGCAGAUAGCCAGCCACCACCGGCAUGCUGGGAUGUCCUGUAGUCCCCUGGGGGAGCAGAGUCCGUCCUCCGACCCCAAGCCCUCACCACGGAUGGAGUCCCAGACAUAUCGACCUAUCAUCCAGACUCCUUACACACCCUCAUCCUCCAGCUCCUCAGCCUCCUCCUCAUCUGCCACUAAAGGAGCCAAGAGUUCUAGCUCCAGUAGUGGCUACUCCUCUUCAGGUUCAGCCUCCUCCUCCUCCCGUGCCCCACACACUCCACCAUCAGCCUCCUCCACUUCCUCUUCAUCCUCUUCUAGCUCCAAGACAAGCACUGUCCCCUUGUCUGCUCCCUCUCGUCAGCAGCCCCCACCUCAGUCGGUGCCAGCGCCACCCCCUCUACCAGUGGUGUCAUCCACCCUCGUUCAGCAGCCAGCCCCCAAACAAUGCCUCUCCACGUACGGCUCUCCGUCUGUGGCCAACUCAAGCACAGGCCUACCGGACCAGACCCCCCCCCAUCCACAUGCCCAGUCCUACUCUCCCAACCAGCCUCCCUCUGCACACAUGGCCCAGUCUUAUGGAGGCUUCAGCUCACCUCACGCCCAGGACCUGAGCUCUGGAGCGGGGGGACCUGGAGCGAAGGCCUUCACUGGCAUAGGUACAGGAGGACGCUCGUUCUCUGCGGAGAUAGUCUUUGGGGACUCGAGCUUUGGCUCAGCUUCUCUCAGAGGAGCAGGCAGUCCGUCCUUAGGGUAUGGGAAUGCUGGGGGAUCAACAGGAAGUGGACCUGUAUCAGGAGCGCCUGGACUUGGUAGCGGAGUUGGAUCUGCAGGAUCAGGGAGUGGGGCUGCUAGUGUUGGUAACGGAGGCAGCAGCUCGUACCACCUGCCCGAGUCCAGUCUCUCGCCCUCCAUCAGUUCUACUAUCAGUCGCCCUGGGUUACACUCUCCUGCUGCUGCUCGCCCUGCGCAGUCCCCUGGAGGCUCCGGAGCCUCCAAAUACUUGUCCUCCAUCCUCUCUCCUGCUUUUAUGUCCUCACCACAAGGUUUCCCUGAUACACGGCAAGCGCAGAGCCAGUCCUACAACUCUUCACCACCCAAACCAAAAACGGAGACCAACAUGCUGGGAGUGGAGCGAUCCCAAGAUGAGGAAGAGGAUGAUGAUGAUUUCCUCAUCCAUCACUUACUUCAUGCCCAGAGCUCGACUCCCCAUCCUUCCCAGCAUCACUCACCGACUCAGCAGCUCCCCCAGCCACUCCCACAGGCGCGGGAUGGAGAAAGCAAGGAGGUCGCCUAUGACCUGAACAAGAUCUCAGAAGAGCGCUACCACGUUCAGAGCGUCAUUCGUACCAACAACACCACCAGUACUUCGGGUCUUGUUGACGCAGCAAGUCGCUUAAACAGUCAGCUGGAAAUAACACAGAAGAAACAGCAGCAGACCAAGUCAGAGCUGAACCUCCCCAAGUCCACCGCUGGGGGGGUCUCUGACUCUCUGUCCCACUCCCAUCAGCAACAGCACGACUCCAUGGGCUCCGUGGUCCAUUAUGGAAGAGGGGACCCCUACGCCCAGCACCCACACCCCCAGCAUUCCCAUCACACCUCACAUGUGUCCUCACACCCUCAGCACUCUCAAAUCCCCCAGCACACUCAACACACACAGCACUCUCAACACUCUCAGCAUGGUCAUCCUCAUUCCCACCCUCACACUCAUCCUCACAUGGAGCUGAAGAAGACUUCAGAUGCAAAUGACAAUGCGUACCUGUGUAACACACCAGAUGUGCAGCAGACCCGACAAAGCCAGGUCCCCCUCUCUCUGAUGGAUUCACCACCGGACCCUCCCCAUCAAGCUCACAUGCUGCAGUCUGUCCUUUCCCAUACAACCCGCACCAAGAUGGACCCCCAGCAAGCCCCUCAGCAACAGCAACAGCAACAGCAGCAUCCUCUGAGCCAGCAGGCCAUGAUGGGGUCAGCCGGAGGACCGGGGCCUACUGGGGUAGAGGCCCACCCACAGAACCACUCGUCACAGUUGCAACUCCAGCUGCAGACCCAGACCCACUACAGCAUCGGAGCCCAGCCAAGAGAUCAAAGCCGAGCCAGUCAGAACUCAGUGUCCUCACUAGACAUGCUAGACCAGUCUCUGUCCCGGACCAACAGCAUAGACAGCGGAGGAGCUCUGGAGAGAACUGGGGUUGGGGUGACUGUUACAGGGGGGGAGGGAGGUGGUGGGGACAGACAAAGACAGCAGCACAGACUUACACCCCACCACCUCCCCCAACAAACAGAUCUCCACGACUUCCUCUCGGAACCAGACUUGGGCUUGUCCACCCCCUCGCACCUGCAUCACAUCAGCCAGCCUCAGGCCCAUCCCCACCCUCACGGCCACCACCAACAGCAAGCACACGCACACCAUCAGCUGUCACACUCUCAGUUAGCUCACCCGCACUCCCACCGGAUGGCAGCAAAUAUGGGGACCCCGCAACAACAGCAACAUCCCCAACCCAGAGAGCCUGAGCUGUCCCACUCCCAGUUAGACCAGCUCAAACAGCACCAGUUUGACACAGUGAGCCCAGUGGGUAAAGUGGGACAGACUCAAGCUCAGCAGCAGCGGUUUGCGUCUCUGACAUCCAUCUGCUUUCCAGACUCUCUCUUGCACGAUGAAGACCGCUCCUUCUUCCCUGAGAUGGAGGACAUGUUUUGUCCAGCUGACUACAAGUCCAGCUGUGCUGCGGAUUCUGGAGCAGGACCGGCUGCUCAGGAAAGCCUGAACCAGGGUCACGUGCAGGGCCAAGAGGGGAUGGAGGCCUUAAAAACAGGAGGUGCUGGAGAGGGCUACGAUAUGGUUGGUCACCAUAGUGACCAAGGCUACGGACAGUACUGCCACAACCUUCCAGGAACAGGAAAUGGCAAUCUGCACCUAGACCUGGACUCUAUGAAGACCCAUGAGCUUCCCUCCACGGUGAAUACUGACCAGCUCGGCCUCAUCCAUUCCCAGACUCCCACUAUGGGAUUGAGUUCAGCAGUUCAAGGGGAUGGCACAGUCAACAAGAUGAUGGGAGCUGUGGGAGUGGGUGGUGGAUCAGGCGCUCCUGGUCUGACCUCACCUAUCUUCUGUUCGUCUCGACCCAAGAAGCUGCUGAAGACCAGCUCCUUCCACCUGCUCAAACAGCGGCGUGAGCCACAGCCUCAGACAAAGAAGAUCUAUGCGCAGGAGUACGAGUUUGAGGAUGAUGAGGAUAAAGCUGAUGUUCCAGCUGAUAUUCGCCUCAACAGUCGACGCCUUCCCGACCUGCUCCCUGACUUGGUGUCCAGUUGUAGGAAGGCUGGUGGGGCAUCAGGAGUAAGUGGGCUCAGUCCACUUAUGGGUGACAUGGAGUUCUGCCACCCCACCAGCUACUCUGCCCUUGGACACCCUCCACAGCUCCUUCCCCAUGAUGGCCCCAAGAAAAGGGGCAGGAAACCAACCAAACCAAAACGUGAGGGCCCUCCUCGCCCACGAGGUCGACCGCGCAUACGUCCUCUUCCAGAGCCUCCGUACUGCAGGGGGCUGAUGGGAUCAGUGGCCGGAGAAAGUAGGAGGGGUCGUGGUCGUGGUCGAGGGCGAGGCAGGAAGGAGGAAGGGCUUGUGGAAAUGCAUCGAGAUAUGAACAAAGCACAAAGCCUCCCAUAUCAGCAGCAGCAGCAGCAGCAGCAGCAGCAGCAGCAGCAGCAGCAGCAGCAACAGCAACAGUUCAGCCAACAGCAGCAUCUCCAACAGCAUCCACACCAACAUCACCGACAGCAGGCGGACCUCCAACAAGCACCACAGCAACAGCAGCAUCACCUGCAUCAUCAGCAGCAGCAGCAGCAGCAGCAGCAUGUUUCCUGUAAUCUUCACCAACCGCAUCAUCAACAGCAUCAUCACCAACAGCAACAGCAGCCGCAGCAAGAUCCCAUCAGACCUAUCACGAUCAAACUGCCUCUUCCCACCAUGCCUCCAUCUGAAUCCUUGCUGAGGACGGACUCCCUGUCCAGCACCGACCCGGUUCUGUCCGACGGAUCUGUGGGGUCGGCGCCAUCCCUGGGCCUGAGUCCUGGACCCAGCACCACCAUGGAUAUCAGCAGAACUGAGCUGAGCCAGACGCAGAACAAGAUGAUGAGGCAUCAGCAGAAAGAUGGAGAGAUGACGUGGAAGAAAGACGUGGACGAUCCUCUGAACUCUGAGGCCUGGGCUGCUCUUCACAAACUCUCCAGCUCAGCUGAUGACAAGGCGUUCGACUUCAAACCUGGCUUCAUGGCCUCUUUCCUGGACUUCCUGAAGACAGGUAAAAAACAGUCGGGCCUGGACCAGGGACCUGACGGAGAUGAGCAGGAACCCCUGAACCCCUGCUCGUCUCUGAAGGGAGGGAUCACGCCCUUAUCCCCGCCUCCUCCUCCCCUACCACAAACUCCUCCUCUGCAGGCUCCCGGAUCCUUCGGUGAGGGAGGGCAGGGUGAGGGGGAGGACCUGGCUCUCAGCAGCUGCCCCAGUCCCUGCAAGCCUCUGGAUGAUGAGCUGAAAAGGAACCUGGAGACGCUGCCCUCCUUCUCCUCUGAUGAGGAGGACUCGGUGAGUAAGAACCAGGAUCUGCAGAAGAGCAUCUCAUCUGCCAUCUCUGCCCUCUAUGACACCCCUCACUCUCUGGCUGCUGCAAUGGCUUCUGCUAUGGUCAAAGCCCCGCCCACUCUGUCCCCACCUACCCCACAGGAGCCGCCGCUCAGCCCCCCUCUCCCCGCCAUGCCUCCACUCAUCCCCAGCAUGGAGAACGGAAAAGAGGAGGCGCUCACGUACACUCAGCAUCGCACACAGGAUGAGGAGCAAAACCUGGUCUCCCCAGAGUCCAACAGAGAGAAAGCAGAGGAGAGGGAGCCUGAACGAGGAGCAGAGGAGGAAGAGGAGGAAGAGGAGGAGGAAGAGGGGGAGGAGGUAGGAGGAGAGGAGGCUGCGGACAAUAAACAAAUGAUGAGAGAUCCAGAGAAUCUGCAGCCGGGGGCCCUGGAGGAGCAGGAGGAGGAGGAAGAUGAAAGGAUGUCUGACAUGCAGAUUUUGGAGGUUCCUAAGGUUGAAGAUUCUCCAUCAGGACCUGUGCUCGCUCCUGCACUUCCAUCUCCAUUACCAUCCAUCUCCCCCUCACCGCCCACCUACUCAUCACCAUCACCCCUCCCUCCCCCGUGCCUCUCUGUACCCUCCCCUCUGCCAGUCCAGCAGGGUGAGGAGGGGGUGAGUCCAGCCUACCCUCCCUCUGAGCAGCAGCAGCAGCAGCAGCAACAGCCCUCCUACCAACCACCUCCAGCGGCAGGCACCUCCCCUCCCCCCUCCACCUCCCCCCCGGCCAUCCCAUCCUCACCACUCUCCAACCUUCCCCUGGCCCAGUCCAUCCCCCCUCCAUCCACCACUCCUCCCCCAUCAUCAUCUGAUCAGGACCAGGAACCUGAAGCUGGGCAGCCUUCCCCCUCUUCACCCUCCUCUUCCUCGCCCUCUUCAUCCUCCUCUCCGCCACCAUCACCUCCAACCCCGGAGGAGGCCCCAGCAUCGCAGCGCCUCACCUCCCUCCACCUGGCGAAGAAGCAGGCUGACGCCGCCAUCGCUGGGGAGAGUGAGGAGGAGGACAGCGAGAGCGGGGGCGAGGGGAUCUUCCGCGAACGAGAUGAGUUUGUGGUUCGAACCGAGGACAUCGGGACCCUCAAGAUGGCCUUGCAGACAGGCCGGGAGCCCCCGCCCAUCUGGAGGGUGCAGAAAGCCUUGCUCCAGAAAUUCAGCCCAGAGAUCAAAGAUGGUCAAAGGCAGUUCUGUGCAACCAGUAAUUAUCUGGGUUACUUCGGUGAUGCCAAAAUGCGCUACCAGCGUCUGUACGUGAAGUUCCUGGAGAACGUCAACAAGAAAGAUUAUGUCAGAGUGUGUUCUCGAAAGCCGUGGCACAGAGCCGGACUGACUCUGAGGAGACAGUCACUCCCCAAACAGCUGCCCACCAUUCACAGUCAAACCCCCCCUCGAGUGGACAGAGACGACAAGGAGAGACAGAGAGAAAGAGAGCUGAAGGAGCAGAGAGAAAGGGAGCACAGGGAGAAGGAGGAGAGAGAGCAGAAAGAGAAGGAGAGACUGGAGAGGGAGCAGAGAGAGAGGGACCGCAAAGAAAGAGAGAAGGUGGAGAGGGAAAAGGAGGACAGAGAGCGAAAGGAGAAUGAGCGAAGAGAAAAGGAGAAAGAAAUGGAAUGGGAAAAGGAGGAGAGUGAAAGGAGGGAGAAGGAACUGAAAGAGAGGGAAAGGAGAGAGAGAGAGCAGAAAGAGAGGGAGCUAAAAGAGAGGGAAAAGAGGGAGAGAGAGCAAAAAGAGAGGGAGAAGAAAGAGAGAGAGCAAAAAGAGAGGGAGUUGAAAGAGAGGGAGAGAAAGAACAGGGAGCAGAGAGAAAAGGAGAAACAGGAGAGGGAGCGAAAAGAAAGAGAGAAACAGGAAAUAGAAAGGAAAGAAAAAGAGAGACAAGAAAGCGAGAGACAAGAAAGAGAAAAGAAAGAGAGGGAGAAACAGGAGAGGGAGCGAAAAGAAAGGGAGAGACAGGAGAUAGAAAGAAAAGAAAAGGAGAAACAGGAAAGAGAAAGGAAAGAAAGGGAGAGACAGGAGAGAGAAUGGAAAGAAAGAGAGAAACAGGAGAGGGAGCGGAAAGAGAGGGAACAAAAACAAAGGGAGAAACAGGAGAGAGAGCAAAGAGAAAAAGAGAAAAAGGAGAGGGAGCAAAGUGAGAGGGAGAAACAAGAGAGGGAAAGAAGAGAUAAAGAGAGAGAAAAGAGAGAAAGGGAGCGGAGAGAGAAGCAGAGAGAAAGAGAGCAGAAGGAGAGUGAAAAAGAGAGGGAGCAGAAAGAAAACGAGGGAAGAGAGCGGGAGAAAGAGAAAAGGGAGAGAGAGGAGCGAGAGAGGAGAGGUGACACAGUGGAGUUUGCAAGGUUGAAGGAGGAGAAGAGGAUGGAGCAUCAGUCCAGAGCCAAGACGUCAAAGGACAAGGCAGAGCCUCCUCCCAAGAAGAGGAAGAAGUGGCUGAAGGAGGUGCCGUCCUCCUCCUCUGAGUCUGACUCCUCUCCACCCAGUGAUGAAGAAGGGCCUGUUCGAGGUGGAGUCAACAGCCGAGCCAUGAGGGAGAUGUUCAGGAGCUAUGUGGAGAUGCUGGUCAGCACAGCACUCGACCCUGAUAUGAUCCAGGCCCUGGAGGACACUGAUGAUGAGUUGUACCUCCCACCCAUGAGGAAAAUUGACAGCCUGCUGAGUGAGCAGAAGAAGAGGUUGUUGAGGAGAGUCAACAUGAUCGCUCAGCACCAGGAGGCUUUACAUAUAUUCCCCAAAAUGACGGCCGACCCGCUGGACUCUGGAGCCGUCAAAGUUCAUCUUGGUGGGGAUGGCUACAACCGCAAAACUCUCAGCCGGGUCAAGAGGAGUAUUCCCAAGCAACAGGAUCUGAAGAUUUCCAUUGAGACAUGUCGGAUCUACAGUCUGUAUCAUUCCCUGCACCACUACAAGUAUCACACCUUCCUGCACUGUAAGAAGGAGACCGACAGCAUCGAGCAGGCGGCGGAGGACCCCGGCCAGGAGGAGGUGGUGCAGCAGUGCAUGGCUAACCAGGGCUGGCUGGAGAGUCUCUUCAACUCCUUCAUGGAACUACUGGGCCUCAGCGCCAAGGCCUGAAGGAGGACCACAGCCCCACCCUCCAGACUCACACGCCCACCUGCAGUGUUAAGUAGACGGUGGCGAAGAAAAAGAGUCAGACUACAGAGACCGUGUGGAUGCUGGGAGAGGCUCCAGCAUGAACAGCCACUGUGGGUUUGUUUAACUUUGAACGUGUUUGUUUUCUUAUUGAAUCCAUGUUAAAGUUCCUCUGAUUUCAAGACGGAGGCUCGUGAACUAUGUGAAUGUGAUGGAUUUUCCUCAGACCACGAGGUCAGUGUUACAGAAGAGACUUGCAGAAUAUUAACACACACAGACACACACAAACACACGCACACACACACACGCACGCACACACACACACACAAACACACACACACACACACAUGCGCUGUCUAUAAGUAUGUAUUGAUAACUAUGGUUUGUAUAAUUUAUACAAGGACAUUUUUAAAAUGACUGUCUUCAGAUGAGAUUGUUUGCCGUUAUUAUUUUUGAAAAAUGCUUUAAAGGGGUGAACAUGAAAUGACCCAGGCGACAGGUGAGACCAGAGCGGAGUGAGACCGAGGUCAGGUUCAGGACUAUGUGAUAGUCUCUUGGUUCUACCUGCCUCACUGAGACUGAGAUGUAUUUAAACUAAGCUGUGUUCUGUUUGUUCUUCAAAAGACGAGAGGAGAUGUCAUGGCUGUAAUGACGAGGAGGGAAAAAAUAAAUCGACUUCCUGAGAGGAAGUGUGAGGAGAAAUGAUCCAAAAGCAUCAAUGUCAGUGUUUAAUGUGAGUCAUUUUUAUCUGUUUGUUGUGGACUGAUAUUUCCUAUGAUUUGAUGUGUACAUAUUGUACAGUUACUUCAUUCUCUAGUUCCCAGUUGCUCUUCUGUACAUGAAAUUCCUGUAUUUGACAUAAUGAAAUAAAACUGUUCAAAUGACAAACGUGAUGAUGAAUAAACGACCUUGUGCUAAAGUCA
Seriola aureovittata is the source of this 9985-nucleotide messenger RNA. It is a transcript of the gene prr12b, whose product is annotated as proline rich 12b. Lineage: Eukaryota; Metazoa; Chordata; Actinopteri; Carangiformes; Carangidae. The record is from RefSeq and is a predicted model, not a curated record. The coding region runs from base 384 to 9044 and encodes 2886 amino acids. The transcript has 16 exons.